GGUUAUUCCUCACACCAACCACUGUUCCUACUGUAGCUAACGACUGCCACUCCGUAGCCAUUACCACGCAAAGCUAACAGGGGUCGAUCCAGGAUGUGGGGCUGUGUGAGGCUGAUGGUCCUGGGCGUAUGCUGCUGGCAGGGGGGCAGUGCCAACCCUGUGGAGCCCACCGGGUGCCAGGGCGUGGAGGUGCUGAGGGUGGCGGAGGAGGCCCUGAGUCAGAUCAAUGCUGACAGAACGCAGGGCUAUGUCUUCAGCCUCAACAGGCUGUAUGAUGUCAGCCAGGGGGCAGGGGAGAAAGGAGGGGUGGUUUUCAACAUGACCAUCGACGUGCUAGAGACCCACUGUCAUGUGAUCAGCAGGAAGCCGUGGAAGGCAUGUGUGGUCAGAGAUGUUUCAGACGUACCUGUUUACGGUCAAUGCGAGACAUCUGUCUUUGUUGAGAAAAGCGUGGUGCUUCACAGCUACAGAUGUGCCAUUCAGCAAGUGCCAGCUACAGUCAUCGUGGACACCUGUCCGGACUGUCCCACGGCUGAACGUCUGGAUGAGCCCAUCAUCGUUGAGACGGCCAACCUGUCCCUACAGAAGUACAACACAGAGAACGGCCUGGCCAACUACUUCACCCUCCUCAACCUGACCGGAGCUAGCAUGCAGUGGGUGGAAGGCCCGGCCUACUUUGUGGAGUUCACCAUUCAGGAGACCGAGUGCUCCAAGGAAGCUGGUACUGCAGCUGAUCAGGCUCAGUGCAAACUAAUGGACUGUCAGUUUGCACAUAAAGGCUUCUGCAGAGGCUCCCACACCACAGCAGACGACGUUUUCGAGACCAAACUGCCGAUUGGGGUCAAGUGUGAGAUCUAUGAACCUGAGGCUGCAAAGGUGGAGGAGGAGGCCCAUGCCCAGGGAGAGAGUGGGCAAACUGGGCACCACAGUAGGGAAGCUGCUCAUAAACACAAACACCUUCACCCUCAUGAGCACCAGCACCGGCCCCUGCCGCCCCAGGACCCCAACCAGGCCUCCCCCAGAUUGAGGGGCUCACUGGGGGUAGUGAUAGUGCUUCCUCCCCCCCAUGUUCCUCCCCCCUCCAGAAUCUCCCCAGCUGCCAAAAACUGUCCUGGGCAGCGGAAGCUCACCCUUGGCCUGGAAAAGUUUAAAAUCUGAUUCGCUCAUCACUGUUUACCAACACAUAUCAAGUAGAAGCUGAAACAAAAAGGGUGCUUUGGAAACUGCAAGCAUGCACUGAAUGACAAAAUAGUUUUGUGUACAGACAAUUUUAUAGAAGAAUUCCCCAACAUUGCACAGUAUGAAUGAUGCCAUUGGGAUGCAAAGCAGACACAUAAUAAAAGUAAGGUUUGCUGAUGAUCCAUUUAUGUGGGAGCUUGAUAUUAAUUGCGAUAUGUAGGAAGAAUAAAAAUGAUCUCUUUC
Hypomesus transpacificus is the source of this 1422-nucleotide messenger RNA. RefSeq lists its product as uncharacterized. Gene Ontology annotation, cellular component: extracellular region. The record is from RefSeq and is a predicted model, not a curated record. Bases 94 to 1158 code for a protein of 354 amino acids. Gene Ontology annotation, biological process: negative regulation of endopeptidase activity. The transcript has 7 exons. Lineage: Eukaryota; Metazoa; Chordata; Actinopteri; Osmeriformes; Osmeridae. Gene Ontology annotation, molecular function: cysteine-type endopeptidase inhibitor activity.